AUGGCCAGUUCAGCUCACAAUCCAUCCAUUUUGUUGAAGAGGGUGUUGAGUUUAACAGAACCAUCAUCAUUUAUACUGUGUCUGGACAGCGUGUCACAGUCUUCAAGUUAUCUCAUCGAAGAACUUGUAUUCAAUGCAAAUAAGUCUGCUGGUACAAACAUAAUAUUUGUUUCUUUUGAAACAAAUGAUAAGCCAGAAUAUGCAUCUAAUUUUAUCGAUGCUGAAAAUAUGGAUUUGGCAAAAAUUGGCCAACUAGUUAAGAGUUACCUACCUUCUUCCUCAGAGACACGUAGGAGUAAAAAUCUGGUCAUAGUUGAUUCACUCAAUUGCAUUUCAAGAUCACAUCUCACCCAGUUUGUUUCCUCUAUAGCAUCUCCUCAUGCUACCAUAGUUGCUACUUAUCAUAAAGACGUACCAGAAGUCGAUGAGCAUGGUCUUGAAAAUUAUCCAUCUGCGGUGGAACUACUCAAGUUCAUUUCGACUACUAUAAUGAACAUCAAUCCAAUUCUUCCUAGGAGUUUAGACAGGGAGGAAUUAAACAUAUCUCUAAAUAGGUUCCGUAUGCCUCGCGGUCUAAACAAUCCAACUUUCAAAUUAGAAUUUACAAAUCGUAGACGUUCAGGUAGAGCUUUGAGUUAUGAAUUUAAUGUUGAUACAGUAAACCACAACUACUCGAUAGUUAUGGAGGCCGGAACCGAAGAUGGUGUGGUUGAGACGCCUGAAAUGCUUCAAGACUUAGCCACCUUCAACCUUUCUACGUCUGCCAAACAAAAGGAGGCAAAAGAUCAAGUUGCACUACCAUUUUUGGAAGCCCAGUCCUUCUCUGCUGGUGGGGCCAUUGUAUAUGAGUAUGAAAAAGAUGAUGAUUACGAUGAAGAAGACCCAUAUGAAGAUCCAUUUUAA
Messenger RNA from Kazachstania africana CBS 2517, 903 nucleotides. It is a transcript of the gene IKI1, whose product is annotated as Elongator subunit IKI1. NCBI's taxonomy places the organism in Eukaryota, Fungi, Ascomycota, Saccharomycetes, Saccharomycetales, Saccharomycetaceae. The coding region runs from base 1 to 903 and encodes 300 amino acids. Gene Ontology annotation, cellular component: nucleus; elongator holoenzyme complex; cytosol. Gene Ontology annotation, molecular function: tRNA binding. The record is from RefSeq and is a predicted model, not a curated record. Gene Ontology annotation, biological process: tRNA wobble uridine modification. The transcript has a single exon.